AUGGCCAAGAAUGAUUCAGACAAACCUCGAGGUCCUCCUCCAAAUGGACUUCCCGAGCCAGAGAAGCUCCCCCCGGCGCUACAAAAGAUAGUUGACAAGGCAGAUAAGGAGGACAACUUCUAUGACGAGCUGUACGAUGGAACUGCUCCUCAGUCUACAGAAUCCAGCAUCCGAUAUGCAGCAUAUACCACUCGUAUACGGACAGCUCUGCUGGCUGCUCAAAGAUAUGUGGCCUACACCUCAGAUAUUGGAGAGUCUUUCAGACCAGUCGCCCACCCAAACCUCGUACGGACCGCAUACGGAAUUUCUUGGGCAUACAUCCUUGGUGACGUGGGACAUGAAGGUUACAAGGCAUACUGCAGCAAUCAAAGGACCUUGCACCCAGAACUACCUCGAGAAGCUGCGCACGAGCGGUAUAACGACGCAAAAACAGACAUAAAAAUGGUUGCACAUGAUGCUGGAGUUGAACUCGUUCCGCAAAAAGUCACUCCCCUGAAUGACUACAGAACAGUCAUGGCACAACGGUUCAUCUUUCAGGCCAUUGCUUCUAUGGGUCUCCCUGCGUUCACCAUCCAUUCUAUCGUACGGUACUCAGGCAGAGCAUUGAAGAAUUCCAAGAAUGUCAGACUUCGGACCUUUGGCCCGAUAGGGUUGGGGUUGGCAGCUGUGCCCGCCUUGCCCUUCCUAUUCGAUAAGCCUGUGGAGGAUGUCGUUGAAUGGGUGUUCCACAAAGGAUUUGAGACCGUGGGUGGAAAGGAAUACGUUGGAGAUGCUCCAUCGAUUGGUAGAGAGCAGGCUCUGGAGCAAAAACAUCAAAGGGGGAACAAGGAGAAAGAGUUGUAA
This is a messenger RNA of Hyaloscypha bicolor E, 843 nucleotides long. RefSeq lists its product as uncharacterized. Gene Ontology annotation, biological process: mitochondrial fission. The transcript is spliced from 2 exons. Lineage: Eukaryota; Fungi; Ascomycota; Leotiomycetes; Helotiales; Hyaloscyphaceae. Bases 1 to 843 code for a protein of 280 amino acids. The record is from RefSeq and is a predicted model, not a curated record. Gene Ontology annotation, cellular component: mitochondrion.